Molecule: messenger RNA, 253 nt
Organism: Funneliformis caledonium
Lineage: Eukaryota; Fungi; Glomeromycota; Glomeromycetes; Glomerales; Glomeraceae
Source: the annotation of a GenBank genome assembly
GAGACUGUAAAUACAAAUUCCAUUCAAAGGACGGAUGUAGAGUAUGAAUUUUUAGUACAAAGUACAAGACAAAAUACUAAUCUUAUUUACAUUAUAAAUAGCGAGAUCAGAAUGUAUUCCUGUAUUACCAGUAUGUUUAGCGCUUCUUGUAAGCAUCAAGGAGCAGUAGCAAUGAAAUAUCACAUUGCAAUUUUUAAUUUUUUGCCAUCAUUAAUACCUGAUAAUCGUAUGCUUUAUGCAUAUGUUGCAUUUG